UCGUCCUCACGUUUUGAAAGAUUUUUGCCACAGUGCUGACUAUUUGUGAGCGAGUGAUGAGCCAGUGCGUCAGAAACAGACUUUUAGGUUAAAGUAGCUCCAGUUCCUUGGUGGAGUACCCAGCACAGCGAGUAUAUUCUUCUCAGGGGUGUCGAAAGUAAAUAUAAACGGCUUGCAGCUGCACAAGAUGGCCUCGUUGGGUUCCGCCCGCUGGUCCGGGAUGUGUUUCCUCGUCAAUUGGUUCGCCAGCACUUCGUCCUUGUUUACUUGUGUCCGCCUUGCUGCGUUGAUUUUUCCUCUCUACUGUUGCGCACCAGGAGAAGAUGUUGCAGCAAUGCAUGCGUUCUCCGAUCAUGAAACAGAAUCAGAAAGAACAAGAACUACUUCGUCUACUUCUCGUGUCGCGUAUUUGUACCCGACUCCGAUCGAGAUCGUCAAUGUGACUGAGCUGUUGCCGGUGCAACUAGACGAGCAGCCGCAACAGCAGACUGGUCUUCAGCGGCCAAGCACCAACAACACUGACGCAUCUACAACGUCGCAGCGAAAUCAUGAACAACCACCUGACCACGACGUCGGCCGCGCGACUCUGUUCAACCAGAAAAUCACAAAAGCAGCAGUCCGGGAAUGGCAGCAGCUGAGAGAUUCUAUCCUACCCGCGCUGAGGAAACGGCAUCACCGAAGACUGGUUUCUACUACAUCAUCUGGAACGACCGCGUCGGCGGGAGGUGGGCAGCAGGAUCAUCAUGACCUAGGAUCUCUGGUGGAGCAAAAGAACUUCCUACUCCAACAGUACGACGACGUCGGGCUGAAUGACGCGUUUUACUUCUAUCAAAAAGCCAUUUUCGAAUACGACGCAGCGAAAGUAGUUGAAAAGAGGAACUUCACGUCGUCGACGACAUCGGUAGGAAAGGCAAGCAGCUUGGAAGACGAAGAAACUUCGCCUCGAAUUAUAUCUGAAGAACAAGGCACAGAUGAACAAGACGACUCAUUGUCAAGCUUGUUGGAUUGGCUCGAAACCGAAGCCGAGCAAGCGGUGCUGGGGGCCGGGACCACAGGAGGUAUCAAUCAAAGGAAGCGAAAGACAUCUUCGCGAGACGCUCUUCAUGUUUCGCCGAUGGAGCUGCAGCUGCACAAAGUGAAGGACCCGUCAAAUGACCGGGCUACAACUUCCACAACUUUUCAGCCCGGCGCUGCCAGUCCCAGUGCUUCCAGCAAGCCUACAUCUUCCUCGCCACCUGCCAACAACAAGUCCACAUCCUGGCCUGCGAUGAAAAAUCUGCCGGAGUAUCAGUGGCUGCGGAAGACAAUCAUUCAACUCGCCAAACGAUACCUGAAACUGCAUGCGAACUACGAUAUCUUCAGGCCAGGUAAUCUUGCUGGUGGUGUGACGGGUCCUCGUCCUGGCAGCGCAACUUCCGCAGAUGAGGCGGGCGAGGAUCCGGAUGCUGGACCUGAAGACGCUGACGUGAGUAUGUUCUCCUGGUUCAGUGUGCACCCGCAAGUAGGGAAGAUGAACAAAAUGCAAACUCUUCGUCCCGAUGGUGAAGCUACAGGAACAAGUACAGCAAGCGAAGCAGUCGGAUGGCACGCCGGACACACACACUCUGGAGAGUACGUUUCGGGUGUGUACUACGUCAGCGCUGAUAAUAACUCCGGGGUCCUCAGGUUCGCCGACCCCCGCGGGGCUUCGCCGCCCUUUGGCCGAGAGGUGCUGCUGCACCCGCGGUCGGGUGAAGUGGUUUUCUUUCCUUCCUGGCUCCAGCAUUCCGCGCUGCCGAGUGUAGCAAGCGGGGACGACGAGAAGCUACUUGCGGAUAUCGAGCGGGAGCAGGAGGUGGAGGACCAGUAUUUAAUGUUUUCCCGCGAGGAGGAGGAGGAGGAGGGGGAGGCCGCUGUAGGGACCGAAGAACAUCAUUCUGAGGCGGGGAAGACCGCAGGAGCUGCGUCCAAAAUCGAACAAGCCAGUCAUCCGACGGGAACAACGCAACAAGCUGCGGAACAAGAUCAAUUUUCUUCCUACAGAGUCGUUCUGGCCUUCAAUAUAGGGCCCAGCAGUGGUGGCAGGAGCAGGUGGUCGGAGGCGGGUCCGGUGCGGGACCAACAGGAGCAGGCUCAAGAAAGCCCAAAAAUACCGUCUCCGCCGUCCUCUUCGCCUCCUGCUACCACGCCUGAGCCAAGGCACUGGUAUUUGGACCCGACGAGCAAAGUCGUGCUGGAACAGGAAAUUCCCAUCGACUUGUUCGAACGCGCAGGGGAAGAAGAUGAUGCUGAAACUCCUCAUCUCGUGGCUUCGCCAGGAGAUGAUGAACACCAGCGCCACCAGCAGCUGCGACAGGACGAGGAGCUUCCUCAUCACGCAGGCACGUAUCGUCCGCAAGGAACUUUCCCCUGCCGGUCUGCUGGUGCUGCUGUGUCAGAGGUGGGCCGAGAAACGUCUAUUGCAGGACAACCUGCGCAUGCGCAAUGGUUUCCUCCUCUUACAGAAGCUCAUGCAGUUAUGGAACUGGUGGUGGCAGGUCGUGGGAAAUCGUCUCGACGUCACGAUGGUAGAAACUAUUUGCAUCUGCAGCUAUUGCUGCAUAAAAUGGAAAUCUUGUUGCCACCAGGCUUGCCAGGUGGACCACACGCUCAGCGUUUGUGUAGAAGUUCCACCGUGACAGCUUUUUGCCGAGACUUUCCUACGUACGUCUUCCACUUCCAUAGCACUAUGGAACACCGACCAGCCACUCGCGCAUCUACGGCAGCCGGUCGUCUUGAAGCGGUGAUAUGUUCUUGCCGUCAAUAUUUUUCACAUCGACGUCGAUUGGUGGUGCCGGAAGGAAAUCCCACGAUCAGAGGUAGAUGACCGCAGGAGCAACAGCUUCAACAACAUCGGACGCUGGUGCUGGACAACGAAUUUCAACUUUACCAUGCGUCGACGUGCUCCUUGUGUCGAGUAUACAGGUCCCCGGACAGGACUCAAGUUGUCAAAUUGCUGCAACGAGGACGAGCAAGAAUCGUGGACCUACUUCUGACGUGAAACGGCAACUCUUGCAGCAGAAAUCUGAUCAUAUCGCAGUGCUGGCAACGAAAUCCUUAUUUCAAAUGAGCAGUAAUUUCGUCAAAAUGAAGGAAAAUCGCGGAUCUAUUUGUUCCAACAAGUCGUGUC
This is a messenger RNA of Amoebophrya sp. A120, 3148 nucleotides long. NCBI's taxonomy places the organism in Eukaryota, Dinophyceae, Syndiniales, Amoebophryaceae. The record is from the annotation of a GenBank genome assembly.